AUGCCGAAGAAGGACCUCACUGAGCGCAUCGCCGCUCUCAGUGAGAAGCUUCAGACCAAACACGGAGCUAUAGGCCAAGUCUUCCAUCCAGCAUCCUCGCUUGACGUCAACUUCAUUGCUGACACGUGGCCAUACCAUUCCGACGAUGCAGACAUUUCGAAGAUCUUCGCCAAAGCGUUGACCAGAACGACUGCAGGCGCAACAAACGAGACUAUCAAGUCACCGACACACGUCAUCCCAACCGUAAUCAGCCGCCUAGGUUUCUACCAGUGCCAGUAUCAACAGGUCGACGAGGCCUUCUCAACGGCCUUCAUCGCUACAAUGGCCCUCGAGCUCGCGGCUUCCGGUGGGCGGACGAUCAAAGCCUCUUUCAACGACAUCCGGCCACAGCAUCUUGUGCUGAGUUACAACAUCCUCAAGUCACAUCGUUUGCUGAAGACAUGGAUGGACUUUACACCUCAGCUCGGGAUCAGCUGCCACCUUCGCGACUCCCCUAAAGACGAUCGAGACGCCCAAGAACAAGAAAGACGACACGACGAACUCAUCCACACGGCAAUCAAUGUGAUGCUUCGCUGGCACUUUCGUCGAGCUCGAGAGAGUUGGCUGAAACCUAAGAGACACCGAGAUGAGGAUCCCAAAUUCCAGUGGGAGCUACUUCGGGGCCUGACGGAAGGUCCUACCUGGCUCGAGGCUGGUCCUAGCGGUCCCGUCCCCUGGCUGCCAUCUUACGGCGAAAUUUCGAGACGCGACAUCAACAAGCACGAGCAAAAGCAACUCAUCGUGAAGGCGGCAAGCAAGCAUCAGGAAAGGUUGACUGCCCACGCCAAGACUCAGGGGCAGAAACCAUUUGUUCUCUCAUCGUUUCACAAGUCGGUCAUCGACUCAGUGGCUUAUCUCAAUGAGCCUCAAAAGGUAUGCGGUCAGGAUCUGUACGGUCGGGACAUCAGCACCUUGGGUCCAGGAAGGAUCGUAUCCUACGCCGUGAUGGACGCCUAUUUCGGGCUCGUCUCCCGGACUCACACUUCGGAUCGCUACAAGAUUCUCGAUACCGCCCUCGUCGACGCGCUCACAAUGCUCGACUAUGACGAAGUUGCUCCCAAGAUGGGCCUGCCACAGGAAUCUUCAAUGAUCUCAUCAGGUCAGACAGCACCGGAGCUUCUCCUGCUGCCAAUGCAGCUCUUCAAAAAACACUGGUCUAUCCUCGCCAUCGACACCAAGCACAGCCGAAUGGACUAUUUCGAUUCCCGGCGCACCCCAGAGGCUUCGAAGAAAGCGUUCAGCGUGGGACGGAAGCUGCUGGAAGGGGAGCUGAAGCACUUCAGUACAUGGCAAGGCCAGCUGCAGAGCCCGAGCCAGGAUCUGGCUGGAUCGCAGUCGUGGGUGGAACAUGUCGACGAUCGCUUCCCUCAGCAGACGAACGCAUACGACGGUGGGGUAUUUGCGGCGCAAGCAGUCAGGCAGCUCUGCACGGCAUACUUGUCUUCCGCCGACUUCAGCCAGCAAGAGUGGCUAGUCGAUCAAGACGCUGCUGAUGCGCUGCGUUUUAAGAUGUUCUUCGAGAUCACCGCCAGGCAGCUUGACGCAAAUUAG
Kalmanozyma brasiliensis GHG001 is the source of this 1590-nucleotide messenger RNA. Its product is annotated as Peptidase C48, SUMO/Sentrin/Ubl1. Gene Ontology annotation, biological process: proteolysis. Bases 1 to 1590 code for a protein of 529 amino acids. The record is from RefSeq and is a predicted model, not a curated record. Gene Ontology annotation, molecular function: cysteine-type peptidase activity. NCBI's taxonomy places the organism in Eukaryota, Fungi, Basidiomycota, Ustilaginomycetes, Ustilaginales. The transcript has a single exon.